Molecule: messenger RNA, 813 nt
Organism: Eucalyptus grandis
Lineage: Eukaryota; Viridiplantae; Streptophyta; Magnoliopsida; Myrtales; Myrtaceae
Product: putative receptor-like protein kinase At3g47110
Exons: 1
Coding region: 1-813 (270 amino acids)
Biological process (GO): protein phosphorylation
Molecular function (GO): protein kinase activity; ATP binding; protein binding
Source: RefSeq, a predicted model, not a curated record
AUGAGAGGCCUUCAGGUUUUGAAUGUUUCCAACAACCAAUUGUCUGGCCAAAUCCCAAAAUUUCUAGAGUCAUUAAAUCUGACAAAUUUGAGCCUAUCUUAUAAUGAUUUCGAGGGUGCAUUGCCUACAGGAGGAGUUUUCAGAAGUGCCAUUUCAACUUCGGUCAUUGGAAACAAGAAGCUUUGCGGGGGUCUCUCAAAUUUUCAACUAUCGAAAUGCUACUACAAAGAGUCAAAACGGAUGAGAAUAAGCGGAACUGCAAAAAUUCUUAUAUCUACAGUCUCUGCUCUUGUUGGAGUAGCUUGCAUAUUGUCUUUGUUAUACUUCUUCUGGUUUGGACACAAUAAGAACGCAUCAGCUUCAAGCUCUUCUGAAGAUGGGUUUUUGCAUGUUUCUUAUCACAAUCUACUAAAAGCGAUAGGUGGAUUCUUCCCCACCAAUUUGCUUGGCGUGGGAAGUUUUGGGUCCGUGUACAAAGGGCUGCUUGAUCAAACUCAGUCGAUUGUGGCCAUCAAGAUUCUUGACCUUACAUGUGGUGGAGCUUCCAAGAGCUUCAUAGCCGAGUGCGAGGUCUUGAGAAGAAUCCGACAUCGUAAUCUCGUGAAGAUACUCACGGCAUGUUCUGGGUUUGAUUUUAAUGGAAAUGAUUUCAAGGCACUAGUCUACGAAUUCAUGUCAAACGGAAGCUUGGAUGAGUGGCUGCACCCAACUGCAUCACAAUAUACAAAGAGAAACAAGUUGAGUCUACUUGAGAGAGUGAAUAUUGCAAUCGAUGUUGCUUGUGCACUAGAUUAUCUCCAUCAUAACAACUAA